CAUAACUUAAAAGAUGACGAUAAUGAAUCCCAAAACCUUAGUUAUGAAUCUCCUCCUCCUACUCUUGCUGCAAAUUUCCUACUUCUCCACCAUUGUCUUAUCUCUGAGGGCGUAUCAUAAGAAAUAUAAAGAGGAGUAUACGGUAAGACCAAACACUGUCACACAUGUCGUCAUCUCCAACGAACUGUAUGAUCUGAAGAAAGGAAACGCUGGCUUCGUAUGCUCUCAUGGUCCCAAGAUUUGGCGGCAGAGCAAGCCAGGAGAACGGUACGCUAUGAUUCGGUUCAAGAACGACGGUAAACAAAGGUACAUGGUCACAAAUUGCCAUGUCCGGUCGAACCGCGGGUUUGUGAAUUUUCAUAUCUUUUUGCAACCGGACUACUCCGCUAAUUGUUACCCUAGUUAUAUUUGUAAGUACACAAUCAGGAAAGAUGGAGUUCAUUACAAGCCUACGAAUAAGUUAUAUCGAUGGAGCCAGUUUCCACGCCGACGCAUUUCUAAGGCUUAACUGAGAAAAACAUUGUGGAGAACUAACUUUGUAAUGUCGAUCACAAAGUGAUUUCUAUAUACAAGAA
Molecule: messenger RNA, 575 nt
Organism: Camelina sativa (false flax)
Lineage: Eukaryota; Viridiplantae; Streptophyta; Magnoliopsida; Brassicales; Brassicaceae
Source: RefSeq, a predicted model, not a curated record